Molecule: messenger RNA, 2707 nt
Organism: Sus scrofa (pig)
Lineage: Eukaryota; Metazoa; Chordata; Mammalia; Artiodactyla; Suidae
Gene: POLR3C
Product: RNA polymerase III subunit C
Biological process (GO): DNA-templated transcription
Cellular component (GO): RNA polymerase III complex
Molecular function (GO): single-stranded DNA binding
Source: RefSeq, a predicted model, not a curated record
GGAAAGAGACAAGGUGAAGAAGAAUGUAAGAAAACGGAGAGGAGGGGGUCAGCAGAAAACUUGCUAAGGAAAACCAGGAAAAAAAAAAUAAUAGAGGGCAGGUAAAAAGGGGAAAGAGUGAGGGACAGGUGGAGCAUCCGAAUGGAAAAAAGGCUGGGCGGGAGUUACUGAGCCACACAGCCCGGACGCCCGGGGUUUAGGAGACAGUGGGCAGCAGGUACCUGGGAUACCCAUGUCAGGGGAGUCGGGGCUGUGCGGGAAGCCUAAGCGCCGUUCUGGGACAUCCGGACGAGGAACCCACGCGGACGCUGGCGUGCAGAGGACACACACUCUUACCGGUAGUUUGGGGCUGACCUCGCCCUUGCAAAAGUGGCAGAAAAACCGGUGCGCGGCAACAGCGGCGCCUGCGCCGGCCCCGGCCGCCGAGGCCUCCGCCAUUUUUCUCUCCCGGCGCCGCCGUCCGAGAGGGCAGCCGGCCCGUCGCUCCCCAGGCCGCUACCUCCCGGCUACAAGAGACGCCUCUGCCUCCGCCGCCGCCGCUUCUUCAGCGCAGCUGGCCGCUCCAGAGUCCGCGCGGGUCACGUGAGCCCGCCCGGCCCACAAGGCGUCGGCGAGGACGGCGACCCCACGGCCCGCCUCCCGGCACCAAAGAGCUACAGGAAGGAGAGUCCGUCCGGCGCUGCCCUCCCGCCGGCUCCUCUAACACCCCUCGCCGGUCCUCCAACCUCCCAGCGAGAAGGAAGCAAGAGCGUCCCCGGAAACCACCGAAACGCUGGGGUAGAGCGGCACACGUUUUUCCUCUUUGCUGACCCUCCUCGUUGGCCGGGCUCCUGCGCAAAAGGGCCUUGGGGUGCCUUCUGCUCGAGCCGCUGGCUGGAGCCGCACGAGGUCGGCGGCGGCUUUAGAUUGCAUUGACCCAGAGGUCUGAGACUUCUCAGUACAAUGACUCAAGCAGAAAUUAAACUGUGUUCUUUAUUGCUGCAAGAGCAUUUUGGAGAGAUUGUAGAAAAAAUUGGAGUCCACCUAAUCAGAACUGGCAGCCAGCCACUAAGAGUUAUUGCCCAUGACACAAGAACAUCGCUGGAUCAGGUUAAAAAAGCCCUUUGUGUCCUCAUCCAGCAUAACCUGGUGAUAUAUCAAGUGCACAAACGUGGUGUGGUGGAGUAUGAAGCCCAGUGCAGCCGGGUGUUGCGAAUGCUUAGGUAUCCCCGGUACAUCUAUACUGCCAAAACGCUGUACAGUGACACUGGAGAGCUGAUUGUUGAGGAGCUGCUGUUGAACGGCAAAAUGACAAUGUCAGCUGUUGUGAAGAAAGUAGCAGAUCGGCUCACAGAGACUAUGGAGGAUGGCAAGACCAUGGACUAUGCUGAGGUAUCGAACACAUUUGUGCGACUAGCAGACACACACUUCGUGCAGCGUUGCCCCUUGGUGCCUGCCACUGAGAAUUCAGACCCUGGGCCAUUGCCACCUGCCCCUAAUCUUGUCAUCAAUGAAAAGGACAUGUACCUGGUUCCUAAACUGAGCUUGAUAGGGAAAGGUAAAAGGAGGAGGUCAUCUGACGAAGAUGCUACUGGGGAACCCAAGGCCAAGAGACCAAAACAUGCCACAGAUAACAAAGAGCCCAGCCCAGAUGAUGGGAUUUAUUGGCAGGCCAAUCUUGACAGAUUCCACCAGCACUUCCGUGACCAAGCCAUUGUCAGUGCAGUUGCCAACAGGAUGGACCAGACCAGCAGCGAGAUUGUGCGGACCAUGCUCCGGAUGAGUGAGAUCACCACUUCCUCUAGUGCCCCCUUCACUCAGCCGUUGUCUUCCAAUGAGAUCUUCAGAUCCCUCCCUGUUGGCUAUAACAUCUCUAAGCAAGUUCUUGAUCAGUAUCUCACUCUGCUGGCAGAUGAUCCACUAGAGUUUGUUGGAAAGUCUGGCGACAGUGGUGGAGGAAUGUAUGUCAUUAACCUACAUAAGGCUUUAGGAUCCCUGGCCACAGCCACUCUGGAGUCUGUCGUGCAGGAGAGAUUUGGAUCACGCUGUGCCAGAAUCUUCCGUCUAGUUUUGCAAAAGAAACACCUGGAGCAGAAGCAGGUAGAAGACUUUGCAAUGAUUCCAGCAAAGGAGGCAAAGGAUAUGCUUUAUAAGAUGCUCUCAGAAAAUUUCAUGUCACUUCAGGAGAUUCCCAAAACACCAGACCAUGCCCCAUCGAGGACCUUCUAUUUAUAUACUGUUAACAUCCUGUCAGCUGCCCGAAUGUUGCUGCACAAGUGCUAUAAGAGUGUAGCCAACUUAAUAGAAAGGAGGCAGUUUGAAACCAAAGAAAACAAGCGUCUACUAGAAAAGUCUCAGAGGGUAGAAGCCAUCAUUACAUCAAUGCAGGCUACAGGUGCAGAGGAGGACCAGCUACAAGAAAUAGAGGAGAUGAUCACAGCCCCUGAACGCCAGCAGCUAGAGACCCUGAAACGCAAUGUCAGCAAGUUGGAUGCCUGUGAGAUCCAGGUGGAUGAAACCAUCUUCCUGCUAGAAUCAUACAUCGAGAGCACCAUGAAGAGACAAUAACCCAGAAGAAAAGUCUUCCUCAAAAGAUCUGAAGAGUUUGGAAGGAGAAAUAAAGGAGGUGCCUAGAUGCAUUCUUUGCAAUGGAUAAGUCGCAGAGUCUUAUACUGUAACCCCAUCUCUAUCCCUACCACCCAGAAUACAGGAAGAGUUUGACAUCUUU